AUGGGGUCCUCGCUGAACGGAUUCAUUACCAAAAAUACUGGAGGUUCGAAACACUCCGGUGGAUCUAUCUUUCAGAGAGAACCAGUCGCCAAAUCACAUAGCUCAACGAAAUCCAACCUUUCGUUAGCAAUUCAAACACAGAUAAAUAGUGAGGAACAUAUUCCUAUUCCAAUUCCAGGCUCAAACAGCAGUAAGGAUGCUGACGCUUUGCUAUUAGGUUCAAAUAAAAAUAGCGUUGAUAAUGAUGAUGACGACGAUGAUGAUUACUCCUCCUGCGAUGAAAAGAACGAGGAGAGUGCAAAGGACUAUAAACCGGGAGGUUACCAUCCUGCUUACAAAGGCGAAACCUAUAAAGAAGGUAGGUAUGUGCUUGUUCGGAAGCUCGGAUGGGGUCACUUCUCUACAGUAUGGCUCGCCAAGGAUACAGAGACUGGCUCUCAUGUUGCCAUGAAAAUUGUGCGGAGUGACAAAGUUUACACAGAGUCCGCACUAGAUGAAAUCAAAUUGUUACAAGGAGUCAACCCUCUUCAAAAUCAAAGUUUCUCUGAACAUAAAGGAUCGGCGCAUAUCUUGAGGUUAUUGGAUAAUUUCAUCCAUUCCAGUGUUAAUGGCGAACACGUCGUUAUGGUUUUCGAAGUUUUAGGUGAGAACUUGUUAGCAUUAAUCAAAAAAUAUGAGCACAAGGGCAUACCGAUAGUUUAUGUCAAGCAAAUAGCAAAGCAGCUAUUGUUAGGUCUUGAUUAUAUGCAUAGGAAGUGUGGUGUAAUUCACACUGACAUAAAACCAGAAAAUGUUUUAAUGGAAAUUGGCGAUGUGGAAGCCAUAGUGAGAAUAGUAGAAGAAAUGGAUCAAGUGAAAAGAGAACAAAGAAAGCUUCAAAGGAGGGCUUCGAGAGCACAUUUGGAGAAUAUUUCGAGACAUAAUUCAUUCAACACUGCUUUUGAUAAUCCAUCUAUAUCAGCUAGUUCGUCAUCCACUACGAUCAGAUCUCGUAGACCUAGGCGGGCCACAAUUGUCACGGGUUCACAACCCUUACCAUCCCCCCUUGCAUCGUCAAGCUUUCUUGAAUUGAAAUCGCAUAUGUUUGGAAACACUACAGCAAGCAUUUCAAGACAGCAAUCUUUCUGUGGGAAAUCAGGACAGCCUACAUUACAAAACAAUAACUGUAAUACUACUAAUACACUUCUUACAGAACAAACUUUAACGAAUAACACUAAUGCAACUAGUGCAGCAACAACUACUCUGACUUCUCCUGUUGGUCAGAAUAGUAAUGCAAGCAUUUCACGCUUACACAACUUGUUAAGUACGGAGAAUAAGGACGUGAAUAGUUCUUCUGAACAAUUGGCACACUCAUUUUCCUCGAUGGAGAUUGUGGACAACAAAGUCCCUGGCGAUGAAUCCACGAAGGAAGCUGCUUUUAAUACUUCAAUUAACGAGAAUCGGCCUGAUGUAAUACAGGUGAAAAUAGCAGAUUUAGGAAAUGCAUGUUGGUACGACGAACAUUACACCAAUGCAAUCCAAACAAGAGAGUAUCGUUCACCAGAAGUAAUUCUAGACUGUUCUUGGGGUGCCAGUGCAGAUAUAUGGUCUUUUGCCUGCUUAAUAUUUGAGCUUCUCACAGGAGAUUUCUUGUUUGAACCACAAAACGGUCACUCAUAUACAAAGGACGAUGACCAUAUUGCGCAAAUCAUAGAAUUACUGGGCAAUAUUCCAGAGAGUCUAAUGACGACCGGCAGAGCCGUUAGAACUUUUUUCACGUCCAGGGGAGAGUUGAGAAAUAUUUCAAGAUUAAAGUACUGGCCAUUGAAGAGUGUUUUAAUUGAAAAGUACAACAUGGCGCCAAAGGAAGCAGAGGAAAUUUCAGAUUUCUUACUGCCAAUGCUAUCGAUAGAUCCAAGGAAAAGAGCCGAUGCAGGAGGCAUGCUGAAUCAUCCAUGGCUAUCUGAUACCUUGGGAAUGGAGGAUAUUACAAUUCCAGAUAGAAAAUUAUACCAAAGCGGAGCUGAUAUUCCUGGCUGGUAUAAAGAGGUUCAAGGCCAUCCAAAGCAUUGA
Molecule: messenger RNA, 2052 nt
Organism: Kluyveromyces lactis
Lineage: Eukaryota; Fungi; Ascomycota; Saccharomycetes; Saccharomycetales; Saccharomycetaceae
Gene: SKY1
Product: serine/threonine protein kinase SKY1
Exons: 1
Coding region: 1-2052 (683 amino acids)
Biological process (GO): spliceosomal complex assembly; regulation of mRNA processing; protein phosphorylation
Molecular function (GO): ATP binding; protein kinase activity
Source: RefSeq, a predicted model, not a curated record